GUGCCUCUCGCUUCCCGCUGCCUUCGCCGCUCCGCAAUUGGCCAACGCAGCACGGCGACGCACGUCAUGACGUCAUUCGGCCUCCGCGAUCUGCGAGCAGCGGUGACCCAUGUGAACUGGCUUUUACGUCUCGUGAAUGGUGCAAUCAGGUACAACAUAACCUAGGUGUGUAACUGCGUAAAAUUAAUUAAUCUGCGAUAUUAUUAACAGAAAAAUCGUGAACAAUAUUAUAUUGGUUGACUCUACAAACUCUUGAGUUUGGAUUAAACGAUAAAGAACGCAAAAAAAUGCCACAGGGAAAGCUCAAAGUUAAGACAAAGCUGCCAGCAUCGGCAAAGGCAAAAGCCAACAAAGGCAAGAAAGGUUCUGCUAUCCAAAAGCGUGGAAAUGCCCCUGUUCAACCUAAGAAAGCAAAGUUGCAGGAAGCGCAAAAAUUGAAAAAGAUUAUUUCAAAAACAGUAAACGCUGCAGCAGAAGAUGAUUUACGGGAGAGAGCUUUAGAGGGAAAAAAAACUCUUACGAAAAAAAAUCCCAAAUCAAAAAAAUAAUAUGUUAAUUGUUAUGAUAUUUACAUAUAUGAAUAAUAUAUUGAAUAUAUUGUAUAUAUAUGUAUACAUAUAUAUUUGUUUGAGAUUAUUUGGGAAAGGGAUUCGAUUGAGUGAGAUAAAUUUUAUUCCAUUUAUUAUGUUUGUGUAACUGAAGCUUAGCUUAUAUUUAAAUAACGUUUAUAAAUUACUGACAAGUAAACUUGUCAAUCGAUUCGGUUUUAUCAUUCUUUGUAUCAGAAUAAAUAUCAUUUAAUAAUAUUAUCUAAUGUACAAGAAAAUAUACAGGGAGCUCUAUGGUA
Solenopsis invicta (red fire ant) is the source of this 847-nucleotide messenger RNA. RefSeq lists its product as uncharacterized. The transcript is spliced from 3 exons. The record is from RefSeq and is a predicted model, not a curated record. Lineage: Eukaryota; Metazoa; Arthropoda; Insecta; Hymenoptera; Formicidae. The coding region runs from base 288 to 548 and encodes 86 amino acids.